AUGAAACGCAUCUCAAUAGAAAAGUUGAUACUUGAGUACCCCACAAGAGUUCUUGUCCUUGAUGGCGGACAAGGUACAGAAUUGGAAAACAGAGGUAUCAACAUAGGUGGUCCAGUAUGGUCUGCGACACCCUUUACAAGCGACUCUUUUUGGGAGCAAUCUUCCCACGACCGAGAGGUGGUGGAGGAAAUGUACCGAGACUUUAUGAAUGCCGGAGCAAACGUUUUGAUGACAAUCACUUAUCAGGCAAAUUUUAAAAGCAUUUCUGAAAAUACUUCAAUUCAGACUCUAUCUGCUUACAACGGUUUUCUUGACAGGAUUGUGUCAUUUACUCGUAGGUUUAUUGGCGAGGAAAGGUACUUAGUCGGAAGUAUUGGUCCAUGGGCUGCGCACGUUUCCAGUGAAUAUACUGGUAACUAUGGUCCCCAUCCAGAGGAUAUUGAUUACUAUAACUUCUUUAAACCUCAGUUGGACAGCUUCAACGAAAAUAAAGAUAUCGAUCUAAUUGGCUUCGAAACGGUUCCCAAUUUUCAUGAACUGAAGGCUAUCUUAUCUUGGGGUGAAGAUAUUAUUUCGAAGCCCUUCUACGUGGGGUUAUCAGUCCACGAUAAUGGUUUGCUACGAGAUGGCACCACUAUGGAAGAGGUUUCGGCCCAUAUAAAAGGUCUCGGAAGUAGAAUUAACAAACAUCUCCUAUUAAUGGGAGUUAACUGCAUUAGUUUUAAUCGAUCUACAUUGAUUCUAAGAACUUUGCACGAGAGUUUACCUGACACGCCUCUGCUGGUUUACCCAAAUAGUGGAGAAGUAUAUGACGUCAAAGAGAAGACAUGGCACUGGCCAACUGAUAAGCCAGAGAGUUGGGACAUUACAGUGAAGACAUUCAUUGACAGCGGUGCGCGCAUUAUUGGCGGUUGUUGCAGAACGUCUCCCAAGGAUAUCGCUGAAAUUGCAACAGCUGUACGUAGAUACUGCGAAUGA
Messenger RNA from Saccharomyces kudriavzevii IFO 1802, 978 nucleotides. It is a transcript of the gene MHT1, whose product is annotated as S-adenosylmethionine-homocysteine S-methyltransferase MHT1. The transcript has a single exon. Gene Ontology annotation, molecular function: methyltransferase activity; zinc ion binding. The coding region runs from base 1 to 978 and encodes 325 amino acids. The record is from RefSeq and is a predicted model, not a curated record. NCBI's taxonomy places the organism in Eukaryota, Fungi, Ascomycota, Saccharomycetes, Saccharomycetales, Saccharomycetaceae.